AUGGGGGUGUGGGCACAGGGGGAGCCCAAUGUGCGCCCCAACAGGAGCUCGGGGACAGCCCUGGGGACGCACUGGGGACAUGGGGACAUUACAGGGGGUCCCUGCCGGGGACACGGGGCCCUUGAGAGGGGCCCCGGGCUCGGGGCCAGCGCAGAGCGGCCGGGCGGGGGCGGCGGCCCCGCCGUGUCCCCGUGGGUGGGUGACACACCUGUCCCCGUGAGCUGGCGCCGUCCCAGCGCCACAUCCCGCCCGCCCCGCGGGGCUUUAAGAGGCCGCGGGCCCGGCCCUGCCAGCGCUGUCCCCGCGCUGUCCCCAGCCAUGGCCCUGGCACUGCCGCUGCUCCUCGCCCUGCUCGGGACCACCCCAGGUUUGGGGGCGCCGGGGGGGGGCUGCGGGGUGCCCCCCUCUGCCUGGUGCCAGGACUGGGUGACGGCGCUGCGCUGCGGGGCCCUGGGGCGCUGCCCCCGCCUGGGCCAGGGACCCCCCGAGGCGCUGGGAGACCCCCUCGAGGCGCUGGGAGACCCCCUCGAGCCGCUGAGAGACUCCCCCGAUCUGGACGCCUGUGCCGUGUGCCAGCAGCUCUUGGACUCACUGCGCCAAAUCUCCAGCGUAUCGGCCGUGGAGGACUCCCGGAAGAUCUGUGCCAAGCUGACCCUGUGUCGGGGAGAGCCCGGGGUUGUGCCCGUCCUUGAGGGGCCUGGCAGCCGCCUGCAGGGCCCGGCGCUGUCCCCGCUGUCGCUGCCGCUGCCGCGCUGCUGGCUGUGCCGCUCGCUGGUGGCGCGGGCCGAGGCGGCGGUGCCGGUGCGCUCGGUGGCGGCGGCCGUGGCCGGGCUGUGCCGGGCGCUGCCGCUGCCCGUGGCCGGGGCGUGCCAGUGCCUGGCCGAGCGCUACGCGGCGCUGGCCCUCGAGGGGCUGCUGGGCCGCCUGGGGCCGCGCCUGCUCUGCCGCCUCUUCCUGGCCUGCAGCGGCGCCGGCGACGGCGGGGACGGCGAGCGCGAGGGGCCGCUGCCACCGCCCCGGGCGCUGGAGGCCAUCGUGGUGCGGCUGGCAGACUGUGUCGGGGAGCAGGACCCCAGAAACGCCACUGUCCCCGCGCUGUCCCUGUCCCUGGGCCCCUGUGCCCUGGGCCCCAUCUUCUGGUGCUCGGGCCCGGAGGCGGCGCGGCGCUGCCAGGCCGUGCAGCACUGCAAGGACCACGUCUGGCUCUAGGGGGGCACCGGGACCCCCCAGCUUUCCCCAAUAAAGCUUGGAUGCAGCUCUG
Molecule: messenger RNA, 1261 nt
Organism: Zonotrichia leucophrys gambelii
Lineage: Eukaryota; Metazoa; Chordata; Aves; Passeriformes; Passerellidae
Gene: SFTPB
Product: surfactant protein B
Exons: 7
Coding region: 1-1209 (402 amino acids)
Cellular component (GO): multivesicular body; alveolar lamellar body
Source: RefSeq, a predicted model, not a curated record